Molecule: messenger RNA, 6065 nt
Organism: Delphinapterus leucas (beluga whale)
Lineage: Eukaryota; Metazoa; Chordata; Mammalia; Artiodactyla; Monodontidae
Gene: TBC1D2B
Product: TBC1 domain family member 2B
Biological process (GO): regulation of GTPase activity
Molecular function (GO): GTPase activator activity; small GTPase binding
Source: RefSeq, a predicted model, not a curated record
GGCGCCGAGGCGCUGGGGGCCGAGGCGCUGGCGGUUGGAGCGCGGGCUGGCGAUGCUGGGCCCCGGGGCCCGGGCGGAGGAGGGUAGCACUGGCGAGGGCGCGGCCCCAGGGGCCGCGGCGGAGCCUGGGGCAGGGCCGGGGCGGGAGCCAGCGCGGCUGUGCGGCUACCUGCAGAAGCUGUCGGGCAAGGGCCCGCUGCGCGGCUACCGCAGCCGCUGGUUCGUGUUCGACGCGCGCCGCUGCUACCUCUACUAUUUCAAGAACCCGCAGGACGCGCAGCCCCUCGGCCACCUGGACAUCGCGGACGCCUGCUUCAGCUACACGGGCCCCGACGAGGCGGCCGAGCCCGGCGCGGAGCCGCCCGCUCACUUCCAGGUGCACAGCGCGGGAGCCGUCACGGUGCUCAAGGCCCCUAAUCGUCAACUCAUGACUUACUGGUUACAAGAGCUUCAGCAGAAGAGAUGGGAAUAUUGCAACAGUCUCGACAUGGUAAAGUGGGACAGCAGGACCUCCCCAACUCCAGGGGAUUUUUCUAAGGGUCUUGUGGCCAGAGAUAACACAGAUUUAAUUAACCUGCACCCAAAUGCUUCUGCAGAAAAAGCCAGAAAUGUCCUAGCUGUGGAAACUGCCCCUGGAGAGCUGGUGGGAGAGCAAGCUGCAAAUCAGCCCGCCCCAGGGCAUCCAAACUCCAUUAACUUCUCUUUGAAACAGUGGGGCACUGAGCUCAAAAAUUCAAUGUCUUCUUUUCGUCCUGGGAGAGGGCAUAACGACAGUCGGAGGAGUGUGUUUUACACCAAUGAAGAGUGGGAGCUUUUAGAGCCAAGCCCUAAGGACCUGGAGGAGUCCAUGGUGCAGGAAGAAAGGAAGAAGCAGAUCCCUGAAGGAAACAAAGGAGUAACUGGCUCAGGAUUUCCCUUUGAUUUUGGACGUAUUCCCUACAAAGGAAAACGCCCUUUGAAAGACAUGAUUGGAUCGUAUAAAAAUCGCCACAGUAGUGGUGACCCUUCAGCCGAGGGGCCAUCGGGCAGUGGUAGCACCAGCAAGUUGGCCUCCGAGAUGCAGCUGCAGGUCCAGAACCAGCAGGAAGAGCUGGAAAGGUUAAGGAAAGACUUAUCCAGUCAGAAGGAGCUCGUGCGGCUCCUGCAGCAGACGGUGCGGUCCUCCCAGUACGACAAGUACUUCACGAGCAGCCGCCUCUGUGAGGGGGUCCCGCAGGACACGUUGGGGCUUCUGCACCAGAAGGACGACCAGAUUCUGGGCCUCACUAGCCAGCUGGAGAGGUUCAACCAGGAGAAAGAGAGUCUUCAGCACGAAGUAAGGACGCUGAAGAACAAGGUGGGCGAGCUCAGUGAGCAGCUGGGGAUGCUGAUGGAGACCAUCCAGGCCAAGGACGAGGUCAUCAUGAAGCUCUCCCGGCAGCUCAGCGAGUGCGAGGGCAGCGCAUCCUCUCCCACCUCCAUGCCCAGCUCUCCUGUGGCCCUCCCCACAGCCAGGGACCAGCUGGAACUGGACCGACUGAAAGAUAAUCUACAGGGGUACAAAACGCAAAAUAAAUUUCUGAAUAAGGAAAUCUUGGAACUCUCAGCUCUACGGAGAAAUGCAGAAAGAAGAGAGAGGGAUCUGAUGGCAAAGUAUUCUAGCCUGGAAGCCAAGCUCUGCCAGAUAGAAAGCAAAUACUUGAUACUGCUCCAAGAAAUGAAGACACCAGUUUGCUCAGAAGAACAGGGGCCUUCUCGGGAUGUCAUAGCCCAGCUGCUGGAGGAUGCUCUGCAGGUUGAGAGCCCGGAGCAUCCGGAGCAAGCAUUCGUUAAACCUCAUCUCGUCAGUGAAUAUGACAUUUAUGGGUUUAGGACUGUCCCAGAGGAUGACGAGGAAGAGAAGUUGGUUGCCAAAGUCCGAGCAUUGGACCUGAAGACUCUCUACCUCACAGAAAACCAGGAGGUUUCCACUGGCGUCAAGUGGGAAAACUAUUUUGCGAGCACAGUGAACAGGGAGAUGAUGUGCUCUCCAGAAUUAAAGAACCUGAUCCGUGCGGGCAUUCCACAUGAGCACCGUUCCAAGGUGUGGAAGUGGUGUGUGGACCUUCACACCAGGAAAUUCAAGGACAGCAUUAAGCCUGGUUACUUCCAGACCUUGCUUCAGAAGGCUCUGGAGAAACAGAACCCGGCCUCCAAGCAGAUCGAGCUGGACCUGCUGCGGACUCUGCCCAACAACAAACAUUACUCGUGCCCCACCUCGGAAGGCAUACAGAAGCUGCGCAACGUCCUGCUCGCCUUCUCCUGGCGGAAUCCAGACAUUGGCUACUGCCAAGGUCUAAACAGAUUGGUGGCAGUGGCCCUCCUAUACUUGGAACAAGAAGACGCUUUCUGGUGUCUAGUCACCAUAGUGGAAGUUUUCAUGCCUCGAGACUAUUACACAAAGACUCUUUUAGGAUCCCAGGUGGACCAGCGGGUGUUCAGAGACCUCAUGAGUGAGAAGCUGCCUCGACUGCAUGCCCACUUUGAACAGUACAAAGUGGACUACACCCUCAUCACGUUCAACUGGUUUCUGGUGGUGUUUGUGGAUAGCGUCGUUAGUGACAUCCUCUUUAAAAUAUGGGACUCUUUCCUUUACGAGGGACCAAAGGUUAUCUUCCGCUUUGCCCUGGCACUUUUUAAAUACAAGGAAGAGGAGAUCCUGAAAUUGCAAGAUUCAAUGUCCAUAUUCAAGUAUCUCCGUUACUUCACUCGCACUAUCCUUGACGCUAGGAAGCUGAUCGGCAUCUCCUUUGGGGACCUGAACCCAUUCCCCCUGCGCCAGAUCCGGAACCGGCGCACCUACCACUUGGAGAAGGUCCGGCUGGAGCUGACGGAGCUGGAGGCCAUCCGGGAGGACUUCCUGCGUGACCGGGACACCAGCCCUGACAAGGGCGAGCUGGUCAGCGACGAGGAGGAGGACUCCUGAGUGCCACCCACUCCCAGCCCGUGACGCCGCUCUUCCUGCCUUCACAACCAAAGUGUGCCAAAAGGGUGAACUGCAGAGAUGUUUCUGCUCGUUUCAAAGCCAGAAUGUAACAUCCGUGGUCUCUGGAAGUCUGCUGGGCAGAUGUCCAAAGCCACACUGCACUUUCUCAUUUCCACUCGGGGUGGGGGUCUAAUCUGUUUACAGCCAUCUUCAUGCCAUGGCACGUGGCUACUCGUAUCCCGUCAUGCUUUCCGCCUGAUCAGUGCAUCGCUAGGCUUAUAGCUGGCAAUUUUCAAGAGCCUAUUUACAGCAUCUGUCAGCUUUGUUGGUGACUCUGUGCUUAGAAAACCUUACGUGGGCCAUCUCCCCUCGUGGUACCUCCUGUACGUCGUGGGCAAUGUUUUAAACAGUUGCUGUGGAGGGUGCCCACUGCACUUCACACACUCCUGGGCCAGAGUCUGACUGCUUUGGGUGGCAUAAGGUUGGUGUGAAUAAAGGGACUUCCUUAGGAAAGGAAGCACAUCCCUUUUUCAGAAACGGCCUAUAGAAAGCCCACAGACCUUCUGCUGGUGGCUUCAGGGUGCUGGCCGUGCCCCAUUUCUGGGAUAGCUUUUGCCCUUCCACGCACAGCCUUUCAAAUAGUAACUCCCAACCUGCUGGGGGAGGGCCUGGCUCUCCAGACACCACACGCUCACUGUCCGCAUGGCUCCACGAGGCUCUGUGCAAACCUCUUCUUUCCAUCUGAGAGUUGACCCUUGGUUCAUUCUACCCGUGUGGAUGGGAUUCCAAGGAAACUGUGGAUCAUCGUCCUACACGGCAGGCCCACCCUUGGUUGGGGGGAUGGAGGGAGCUUUUCCGGGGGUGCUUUGCAGGGCAACGGUGCAGCUGCAGAGUGAAUGCUGUUGGGCAGCUGGGAACUGUGGCUUCCUCGGGAACAGCCAGUGUGUCUGGCUGGGACGGCAGGAGGUCGGCUGCCAGGGCCUGGGCUGGGAAGCCUUCACUUGAGGUCAAAGCUUUGGCGAGCCCUCCCAGACGCGUCCCCUCCCCACUGCCACUUGGGGGCAUCCUUGUUCUCAGCAGCUGGCCUCCCCUGUGGGGUCACCAUUGCUCCCAGUAUGUGAGGCUGCCUAGGUAAUUCUGGGACUUAGAGCACUACCGUUCUGAAGGCCUGGAAAGAGGCUUUGCCGCAAGGAAGGUUAUUUUUGCUUAAUCACUCUGUGGACCAUCCCUGACGUGUAGAUAUGAGACAGUGUUUCCUGGACAGUAUCACUCAAAUAGGAAAGAAAAUUUUACACGGAUUUUUUUACACUACCUGGAAAAAAUUGGAAAUAAUCCUUAGUUGAUACAAAACACAGACUAUUGAAGCAGUGUAGUUUGAAGCAGCACUUUUUUCAUAAGCUUUUUUUUUUUUUUUUUCUGUCACCCUUCUAGCAGUAUCACAGCUAGGAUGGCGUUUCAGCGUACUAGACCAAGCUCAACUUUUCUUUGGUCAAGCUGGUUAAUUUGAUUUCUCACUGUGUACAGGGAGCUGGCCUCUGUAUGUUGCCAAAAGCCUUCGUCUGUUUUCGGGUGUCAAGAACAUACUUUAUCAUCGUUUUGGUCUUUGGGAGCAGCUGUUUGAGGCCUGCCGUUUUCAGGAAGUUGCCUUGUGAGUUGGGCUGCGGCCUCGCCACUCUGCACAGACCCCCGCAGGACCACUGGGGCUGCUGGAGACCGCCUCCCAGCCCCCACCUCCCACACCUGCUGUCAGCCCAGCGGCCAGCAGCCCAGGAGGUGCAGUAGGAAUGGGGUUGGGGCCCCACAGGUCAGCUCCAGCUUCCUUGAGACUUCAGUUUCCAAGCUGAUUUCCCCCUGGAACUGCUGUGUCCUGUGGGCUAAAAUGCUGCCUUUAGGAAUAUGCUUGUUUUGUCUGUUCUGCCUUGAAAAGACUCAUCUUAAAAGCACCUGAAUUGGGCCCAGGGACCAGCUGUGUGUGGCCGGUGUCAGCCGUGCCCUGAGCGGCGGUGGCGUGUUAGUAUUUCCAGGCUCUCAGCAUCAGUGGUCAGGCAGUGGGCAUGGGAGAGCAGAGAGAGAGAUCGCGGGGGAAGUGGACCAGGAACCCUUGCUAGGAGGUUCUCCUCUCUGGAAUAAAGCGCUAGGUGUCUAGAGGGUGGGAGAGGGAAUGCUUGGCCCGAUUCCAGACUGGGGACGGGAUGGAGCUGAUUCCUUCCUCCAGAACUGUAGGGUUUGGUCCCACUAUUUUGAGCCAACGCUUCCCCUCUCCUUGUGCUGUUGAGGAGAGAGCUGCUCUGUACCCUCCAGUGCCUCCCCUGCUGGUCCCAUGGGGAGGGCCCUUCUGACAGGUGAUAGCCUAGGGUGGGGCGGCCUCCAGCCUGCUUCCCGGGCACACACACCAUGGCCAAGGGGAGCCGUGCUCAUCACACCAGGUGGGAACUGCCACCUUUCACGUUGGUGAGCUGUUUUGUGUGGGUUGAACAUUUGUUAAUACUUUUGUAUAUUUUCAAUACAGUUUAUAUUUUUGUAGACUAUUUUUAUCAAGGUUUCCUAGAUUAUGUACAUCUAUUUUAUAUAACAAGUUCUUCUGCGUGCACGACUCCUUUGUGCGUAUUUAUGUAAACCUGAGCCUCCGGAAUCGCUCUGCACCUCUGUGCCAUCUCUGGCCUCUAGCCUUGACCAUCACUGACUUCUCCUUAUGUAUGCAUGGGCCCACUUCUUACCCCAGGUAGCCUCGGGGCUACUUGCAGUCAUGCCGACAGCUAUCCGACAGCAGCCAAGACUGCUGAGUGCUGGGAACAAUUCUGGUUUCUACAUUCUACUGAUAUAGGAAGUACUCUAGGCAAAUAGCCAGUCCUUUUUUUUUUUUUUUUUAAACUAAAUGUAUUACUGCACAAAUCCCUACUCCUCACUUUGCACGGUGUUGCCUUUCUGCCUGUGUUCUGGGCAGCUGGGCAUGCCUGGGGCCAUCCUUGCAGGCAGGAGGCUGGAUGCCAGCAGUGGAGGACUCGGGGCGUUGCCAAGUGACUCUUUCCUUUUAUGUCACAGCAGCUUCUGUACUUAUCUUCAAGUUAAAUUUUGGAAUUGUCAUACUAAGAGGCAAAAUAAACAACUAAUUUGUAUAACC